GUCAAAUUCGCGAAAUCGAGGGAUGCCUAAUAUGAUGCCCUAUCGCCAGUCGUGUGACAGGUGCCGCCAGCAAAAGGCUCGUUGUAUGCGAGUAGAUUCCGGGCACGACGUCACAGAUACAUACCUGCCGUGCGAGAGGUGUAUCAAAGCGGGUGCGGUCUGCUUGUAUAGUUCAAAGCAAAAGUCUGGACGACCGCCAGUACUUUCACCAACCCGCAACUAUAGCGACUCUCGUCGUCCUAGUUUGAGAGGACGUCAUGGAUCUCCCCCUAACCACAGCCUGGAUGGCAACAUGUUCUCCGAGGCUAACCUGCCCGAACUUCCUCCCCUGAACACCGACAACCUAUUAGGCUGGGACAUGAGCCCCUCCGCCGCCGGUCCAUCCUUCGCCACGAUGCAAGGUCCUCAACAUCACAUGUCCCCCGAACACGAGAGAACUAGCCAGAGUUCAGGCUCCCCCUCUAGCCACGACGAAGACUCCUCAGAAGCCUGGACCGCCCGAAUCGCUGCCUUGACCACGCAGACCACACAGACGGCCAAUCGCCUAGUUCCCUCCGAUAUCAGCCCCCCCUUGACGGUUUCUUCCCCGCAGGUCGGCCAAAUAUUUGACGCAACAAGCACCCUGCUUCGUAUCCUCGACGGCAUCUCCGAGGCCCUUCGCGUUGCUUCUUCUUCAAGCACAGAGUCUACAACAGAUCCAACAGCCACCAGACUAACCCAGGACCCAGGCCUCAUCUUCCUUAUACUCGCAUGUCACCAGCGUCUGCUGGACUCUUUUCAAGCCAUAUGUGACUCCAUCCGCUGGAGCCUUGACUCUAUGAGCUCUCAUCAAAGCGAGGACCGUGGGACGCUUCCUUGGAAGCGCACACUACACGGCGAUGAGGGACUGCCUUGCGUAGCACAGUUCGUCAUGGUGUUACAGCUGGUGAGCCAUCUACUGAACCAGCUGGACAUGGCGUUGAGCCCUUCUCCUACCCAUUCAUUAUCCAGGGGCCAGAACCUGAGGUCUUCUUUUGACUUUUCGGCCAUAACAGACCCGGAUAUUUCUCCCAGCUGGACGAUACCACCGCUAAGCUCCUUGAGCAGCAGCCAAAGCAAUUCGGCCUUGCUUUUGUUUAGACAGGAGGCUGAUGUCAGCAAGAAAUCAGAGGAGCAAGGCUUCGUGAGGCUUGCGAAAGGGUUCUUGACAACAGUGCCGGAUCAACAUACCACUUUAAAUAAUAAGAUACGGGAACUACAAGACUCGAUAAAUGACUCUAGAAGGCUUUGAGUAUUUAGAUAGAGAGACCAGUGUACUUACAGUGCAUAGGCACCGUACCGAGAUUCAGUAUCUUAAGU
This is a messenger RNA of Hyaloscypha bicolor E, 1338 nucleotides long. RefSeq lists its product as uncharacterized. NCBI's taxonomy places the organism in Eukaryota, Fungi, Ascomycota, Leotiomycetes, Helotiales, Hyaloscyphaceae. The coding region runs from base 23 to 1270 and encodes 415 amino acids. The transcript is spliced from 2 exons. Gene Ontology annotation, molecular function: DNA-binding transcription factor activity, RNA polymerase II-specific; zinc ion binding. The record is from RefSeq and is a predicted model, not a curated record. Gene Ontology annotation, biological process: regulation of DNA-templated transcription.